CGCUGUCUCCCUUCCCUCGUGUGAAAAGCCUUCUUCUUCUUCUCUCCCUUUCUCCCUUCAAAUGUCUCAAGUCCUCUCAAAAUCUCCCAUACACUGUGCAGAUAAAGAAGAACUGAACAUUGGCAAGUUCAACAAGAAGUUAUUUUUAACUCUCUCUUCCUUUUUCACAAUAAUUCUAGCUGUGAUCUUCCUCAUUUGGCUUAUUCUCCAUCCUGCAAAACCUGAGUUCUCCCUCAGGGAAGCUGACAUCUUCCAGCUUAAUCUCACUGGUCCUCAACUUCUCAACUCCUCAAUCCAACUCACCCUCUUCUCAAGAAACCCCAAUAAUAAGGUUGGCGUUUACUAUGAUGAGCUACAGGCUUAUGCUGCUUAUAAAGGACAGCAAAUUACUCUGGAUACGUCUCUUCCUCCUUUCUACCAGGGCCAUGAAGAAAGCAACCUGUUAACAGCAUCUCUAGAGGGGACAGGGCUGCCAAUGACUCCCUCAUUUGGAUACGAAGUGGGACGUGAUCAGACUGCUGGAAGACUAGUCCUAAACCUGAAGGUAAACGGGAAGCUGCGAUGGAAGGUAGGGACUUGGGUUUCCAGGCGGUAUAACUUCAACGUCAACUGUAUCUCUGUUAUGGCGUUUGGGCCAGCUGUCACACUUCCUCUGAGUUCAAAGCAAGGAACUCAGUGUUCUACUUCUGUGUAAACUGCCAAUAUUUCUUGCUUAGGAGGUUUCUAGUUUUGUAUUAAUUAACAGGUUGCUGUUAUAAGUGGUUGUAAUUAUGUUAUCAUAAAAUUGAAAGAUUGUAUUAUCACAAGUGAUAAUGAAAAGUUUGUUUAGAUUGUUUUUGUUAUCUUCUAUUCUUUUUCUUGAUUCUUGUUUCUGACCAGAAUUUGCUUUUCAUGUGCUUUGGUGGGGAUUCAAAAAGAAGGCGUAAUAGUCUUUGUCGUAUCCAAACAAUCUAUUUUGCUUUUUGAUCAACAAGAAAAAUUACAUUAAUAAGAAGUACAGCUCCAGAUCCAACUCAUCACUACAAAAGAUGGAGUCAAGAUCCAAGUAUGUAAAUGCUAAAUGGGGUACGCAAGACCCAUUCAAUUACAACUCCAGUUCUGGCAUUUGGAAAAACCCUAGCAGAUUUUAAAAUGAAGCUGUUGGUGAAAGGAAUCACUAAACUCUUCAAUCAAAUGAUUCAAAUCAU
Rubroshorea leprosula is the source of this 1187-nucleotide messenger RNA. Lineage: Eukaryota; Viridiplantae; Streptophyta; Magnoliopsida; Malvales; Dipterocarpaceae. The record is from the annotation of a GenBank genome assembly.